AGUACAGUUCUUCUUUGUUCUUUCACUAGGACUUCCAACAGCGCUAUAGCGCAAGGUCAAUACCGAUACUCUUGUUGCGUGUUGUUUACUUGAGCACCACAAUCCAUGAGAUUUGUGUACAUAGAUAACAGGAAAGAACACAGCUAGCCGUGACUAGUCGCUCCCUAGACGGCUUCGAUCUCUGUUAAGCAAUGCUCAGCAUCUACCUGCCAGCAUGACGGACGAAUCAAAGCCUCCCGUGGAGGAAACAGCGGCUGCACGCCGUGAGCGGCGUAAGAGGUCGCGAUGGGGAGAAGAGACGGAGGCGGGCAAGAAAAUCCUUGAGGAAACGGCGCAGCAGCCAGAGCCAAAUGCAGCCACAGGCGCAGCGGAUUCGCAGCCACAGGCUGCUGGUGAGCGAGAAGGCUCAGCUGGUCCCGGAACAGGCGACGGAGCACCCCGGAAGCGGCGCAGUCGGUGGGAGCCGGAAGAACAGAAAGUUAUCCCAGGGCUUUCUACUGCAAUCACUCUGCCACCAUCGCUAGCUCACUUAGUUGACAUCAACCCAGAAACACUGGAGCUCCAGAUGCAGCUGAAUAAUAUCAACCAGCGCAUUGCGCUGCUGCAGGCCGGCAAGCUGGCGGACGACACGCCUCCCGAGCAGCGCUCUCCCUCGCCGGAGCCCAUCUACAACGAGUACGGCAUCCGCCUCAACACGCGGGAGCAGCGGCUGAAGGAGAGGCUGCAGGAUAAGCGCACGGAGAUCAUUAUGGAGCUCAUAAAGAAGAACCCCAACUACAAGCCGCCCGCCGACUUCCGCCCGCCGCGCAAAACGCGCAAGAUCUACAUCCCGCAAAAGGACCACCCCACCUACAACUUCAUCGGCCUCAUCAUCGGCCCCCGCGGCAACACGCAGAAGCGCAUGGAGAAGGAAACCAACACCAAGAUCGCCAUUCGCGGCAAGGGUUCCAUCAAGGAGGGGCGCACGCGACGCGACCCGUCGGGUCGGCCCGAGCCGGGCGAGGACGAUGACCUGCAUGUGUUGAUCACGGGAGACACGGAUGAGGAUGUGGAUAAGGCCGCUGCGCUAAUCGAGAAGCUGCUGCAGCCGCAGGACGAGACGCUCAACGAGCACAAGCGGCUGCAGCUGCGGGAGCUAGCGGCACUGAACGGCACGCUCCGCGACCAUGAGCUCAUGGAGCUGCAGCGGCAGGCGGAGGAGGGCACCGACCUCUUCCGGCUGCCCGAACACAUCAAGGAAAAGGUUGAGGAGCAGUACCGGCGGGACGUGGUCGCAGUGCACGGGGAGGCCGCGGGGGCGUCCAUGGAGGACGAGUACAAGAGUUUCCUCAGGGACCUGGGGGGAGACGUGCCGCACAUACCCAGGGAGCUGGAGGGUAUGCUGGGCGAUCGGGGCGGCGGAGGUCGCGGGCGGCCGGGGCUGGGGCUGGGCGGCGGGCGGCACGACGAGGCCGACCCGCGCACCGUGUACGUGGGCUUCAUCCCGCACCAUACCAGCGAGCAUGAGCUGCGGCAGCUGUUCAGCACAUGCGGGGAGGUGGUGGACUGCACCAUCAUCACGGACCGACACACAGGGUCCAGCCGCGGAUUCGGCUUCGUGCGGUUCGCCACAGAAGAGGGCGCGCAGGCGGCCAUUGACCGGCUUCACAACUACGUGCUGGGCGGCAGGAGGCUGGUGGUGCGCGCCAAGGGCGCGCAGCGGCCGGGCGGCGGCGGCGGGGGGCUGCCGCUGCCGCCGCCUCCGCCGGGGCGACCCGGGCUGCACAACUAUGUGGAUUACGCGGAGGGCGUGCUGCGGCCGCCGGAAUGGGUCUUCACGGAUGAUCCGCCGCCGGGCAUGGAUCUCGCCGCCGCGGGUGCCGUACACUCGCCGUUGGAUCCGGCGGCGCUGCCGCCGCCGGAGCAUCUGGCGUCUUCGGAUGCCAUGCACCGUUACAUGGUAGCGCAGGCGGAGUGGCAGGCGGCGCAGCAGGGGGUGCUACUGCAUGGGGCGGGCUUCCCGAUCCCGCCGCCGCCGCCACCGCCGCCGCGGCAGCGCGGGGAUGGGCCUGCCGGCGCAGCGGCGGCGGCGGCUCCGCCGCCGCCACCAGGGUACAACUACUACCUGCAUGCACGAGAGCGGCAGCAGGAGCAGCAACAGCGGCUAGCGGAUGGAGACGGCACGGGUGAGGAGCAGGGGGCGUAUGGUUACGGGGGAACAGACGGCGGUUUGGGCGCGAACGGACAUGGUGGUUUCGGAGCCGGGACUGACAAGCCGCUGACCAUCAUGGAAACCCCAGCGACGGUGUGGCUGUCACCGCCAGUGUCCUUAGAGCCAGGGCCGCCGGGGGUGGAUACCUGGCCACCGCCGGGGGAGCCCGGGCACGGCAUGCCGCCACCGGGCGAGGCCGAUGCGUACGGCGCGGGUGCGUACGGUGGAAUGUACGGCGGCUUCGGGUACGGGUACGAGAUGUACGGCGAUGGAAUUGUGUACGAUCCGGCGCUUUGGGGCGAUGCCUACGGCGCUCAGGGUGCAGCGGCGGCGGCAGCUGCAGCGGAGGGUGGUGGCGCCGGGAAGGGUGCCGAGUCGUCGGCGGCAGCGGCGGCUGCGGCAGUCGCUGACGCGCCACCUGGUGAUGAUGCGGCUGCGGCGGCAGCUGCGGCGGCGGCAGGCAUGCCUGCGGCAGGAGUAGGAGGCGGGAUGGGCUUAGGAGGCGUCGGCGGCGGCGCUGGGCAUCGUCGCGGCGGGCGGAACCGCAGCAAGGCGGGCCCUGCGGUGGUGCAGGUCGUGUCUCUGGAUCCCGCGGAGAUGGAGAAGGCGAGGAAGAAGCAGCAGGAGGAAGAGCAGCGGGCGCGGCGGAUACGUGAGGCUGAGGAGCGGAUGAAGGCGGAUCAGGAGCGGCGGACUCGUGCGGAGGAGGCGGAGCGGCAGCGAGCAGCGGGCGGGGCGGCAGCUGCUGAACCAGCCGACGCCGCAACCGCAGCAGGGGCUGCCUCGGGAGCCGCAGCAACGGGAGGUCCCCCAGGCGGGCUUGGUCGGGGCCCCGCUCCGCUACACCCGCCUCUCCCAGGUCCGCCACCCCUGGAGGGCCCCGGAGGGCCGCAUGGAGGUCUUCGUCGUGGCACUCGCAGCCCUUCGCCGCCGUCGCGACGAUUCACCUCCCGGAGUCCCUCGCCUCCUCCGCGACGGUUCACCUCCCGCAGUCCGCCGCCGCGAGGGCGAUUCGCCGGCAGCCGCAGUCGCAGUCCACCUCUCCGCGGGCGAGGCAGUGGGCGUUACGUCAGCCGCAGUCCGCCGCCUCGGGGAGGCGGCCCGCGCUACAGCCGUAGUCCCUCGCCGGGACCUCGCGGAGGUGGACGGCACUUUCCCGGGCGCUACGGCAAUGGGCCCAUUAGUCCUCCCAGGGGCCGGCGGGGCUACAGCCGAAGCCCCUCGCCCAUGGGUCGCCGCGGCGGCGGCGGUCCGUUCGGCGGACCACGUGGCGGCGGCAGUCGCUACAGCAGCCGGAGCCGCAGCCCAGGGCCAAUGCGGGGGUUGCGACCAGGGUCUCCGAAUGGUGCCGAUUGGUCGGAUGAGGAGGAGCGGCGGGCGCCGAGGGAUCGUGGGCGUGGCGGGGCGCCGGGCGGACCCAUGGGUCAGUCGGGGCCUCCCGCGCCUGGGCAGGCCGCGGAGAAGUCGCCAGAGCCGACCGAAUCUGGCGAGAUAUCGGAGGGCGAGGUGCCUGCCUCCGACGCGGAGGGCCCCGCAGGGCCCAGCGGCCGUACGGGGCGGGAAGGCGAUGGCCGCUUCGGCGGCGAGGGGCGGCGUGGUGGGCGCGGCAGACGAGGAGGAGAGGAGGGCGACGGACG
Messenger RNA from Astrephomene gubernaculifera, 3828 nucleotides. Lineage: Eukaryota; Viridiplantae; Chlorophyta; Chlorophyceae; Chlamydomonadales; Astrephomenaceae. The record is from the annotation of a GenBank genome assembly.